AAAUGCUUCCCGUCCCGUGAAUUACAAUGAUAUUGGCUAUAAUUUUAUCAGCAGGCACUCAGAAAUGGAGCCUCUUUUCGACAGCCUCGCGUUGCAGCAAUACAUACUUCUAUGCUCACAGGUACAAGAUGGGGGACUCAGAGACAAACCUGGGAAAUCAAGAGACUAUUAUCACACUUGUUAUUGUCUAAGUGGUCUGUCCGUGUGUCAGCGUUACCAGACAGAGGAUGAAGAGACAGCCCCUGUGCGCAGUGCAGUAUUGGGUCCCUAUUCCAAUCUGUUGGAACCCGUUCAUCCCCUUUUCAAUGUUGUCUUGAAACAAUACUACCAGGCACAUGAAUUCUUUAGAAGCCUUUGAACAAUUAUAUUUAUUCUCUUUACCGUUUUAAGUAGGUUUGUAUGAUGGUUUUAGAAGUCGGAGUUGUACGAUGCAAAGCAAUAAAAGGGUCAUACUCAUACUUGUCUUACCAAAAAUAAAAAUAAAAGGUCGUACUUGUUUAUUUUAUUUUAUUUUUUCUUGGUCUGCAUUUUACAUGGGAUUUCGCCCAAUUUUGGUGACAUGAUUGCUUUGGUGGACCUUUGAUAUUGACUAGUACAAGUAAUUAAUUGCCUUUUCAACUAAACGACGCUAUCCACCGCCCAGCCUGCGGCAUCCAAACACUGAGCGUUAAGU
Messenger RNA from Morus notabilis, 673 nucleotides. Its product is annotated as protein farnesyltransferase subunit beta-like. NCBI's taxonomy places the organism in Eukaryota, Viridiplantae, Streptophyta, Magnoliopsida, Rosales, Moraceae. Bases 65 to 358 code for a protein of 97 amino acids. The record is from RefSeq and is a predicted model, not a curated record. The transcript has 2 exons. Gene Ontology annotation, molecular function: protein farnesyltransferase activity. Gene Ontology annotation, cellular component: protein farnesyltransferase complex. Gene Ontology annotation, biological process: protein farnesylation.